Messenger RNA from Protobothrops mucrosquamatus (brown spotted pit viper), 746 nucleotides. RefSeq names its product TATA-box binding protein associated factor 13 (gene TAF13). The record is from RefSeq and is a predicted model, not a curated record. The transcript is spliced from 4 exons. Lineage: Eukaryota; Metazoa; Chordata; Lepidosauria; Squamata; Viperidae. Gene Ontology annotation, biological process: transcription by RNA polymerase II. Gene Ontology annotation, molecular function: protein heterodimerization activity. The coding region runs from base 1 to 375 and encodes 124 amino acids. Gene Ontology annotation, cellular component: transcription factor TFIID complex.
AUGGCCGACGAGGAAGAGGACCCACCUUUUGAAGAAGAUACUGAAGAAACAGGAGGAGGGCCAGAUGGUGGACAGGGAAAAAGGAAGCGGUUGUUCUCCAAAGAAUUGAGAUGUAUGAUGUAUGGAUUUGGAGAUGAUCAGAAUCCUUACACAGAGUCUGUGGAUAUUCUUGAGGAUCUAGUCAUAGAAUUCAUCACAGAAAUGACCCACAAAGCAAUGUCAAUUGGACGACAAGGUCGAGUACAGGUUGAAGAUAUUGUCUUCUUGAUUCGUAAAGACCCACGAAAAUUUGCUCGUGUGAAGGACUUGUUAACAAUGAAUGAAGAAUUAAAACGGGCUCGAAAAGCAUUUGAUGAAGCGAACUAUGGCUCUUGAGGCCUUUUCUGAGCUCAUCUCAUUUUUUUGAUUCACCCUUUCUAUAAAAGGAAGCUCUGUGAAAAAUAAUUCAGAACACUGCUGCCCAUUGAAAUAUUUAAAUUGUGGACUGUUUUAAGAUAUUCUUUGUUAUGCUGCUUCUCUUUAAAAUGCUAAAAUAUUCUUGGACAUUAUUCCCUAUUAUAUCUUGAAUUUUUUAGAUUGCAACCAUUUGAGUGUCAUAAUUCUAGGUUUAUAUUCUUAUUUAACUCAUUUUUUUCAAGUGUUACUAAAAAUUUCUAAGGGCCAUGUAGCUAUUAUCUUUUACCUCUGUCCUUCCUAUCAAACUUAGAUUUAAAAAAUACGCUCAUAAAUCUCAAUACUUCUAAAUU